CCCCUUGGCGCCGCGGCCGGAGCCAUUUCGCCGCCGCCUCCAUGCAAGUUGAGGUGCGCUCGCCGGUUGUCUGUGGGGAAGACAGGCGUCGCGGACUAUCCUGAGAGGGCUGUGCUCUCGGGCACUAGGAGGCGGACGCCGGUCUGAAGAAGAUUUGAAUCAUGGGUGAUGUUAAAAAUUUCCUGUAUGCCUGGUGUGGCAAAAGGAAGAUGACCCCAACCUAUGAAAUUAGAGCAGUGGGGAACAAAAACAGGCAGAAGUUCAUGUGCGAGGUCCGAGUGGAGGGAUACAAUUACACUGGCAUGGGCAAUUCCACCAAUAAAAAAGAUGCCCAGAGCAAUGCGGCCAGAGACUUCGUUAACUAUUUGGUUCGAAUUAAUGAAGUAAAGAGUGAAGAAGUCCCAGCGGUUGGGGUGGCACCUCCGCCCUCAAUUACUGAUACACCUGACACUACAGCAGAUACUGGGGGAGGUUUACUGACAACCAUGGGAGGACCUCUUCCUCCACAUCUGGCUCUCAAGGCAGAAAACAGUUCUGGAGUUGGGGCCUCUGGCUAUGGUGCUCCUGGGCCCACCUGGGAUCGAGGAGCCAAUUUGAAGGAUUAUUACUCAAGGAAAGAGGAGCAGGAAGUACAAGCGACUCUGGAGUCCGAAGAAGUGGACUUAAAUGCUGGGCUUCACGGAAACUGGACCUUGGAAAACGCCAAGGCUCGUCUGAACCAAUACUUUCAAAAGGAGAAGAUCCAAGGGGAGUACAAGUACACCCAAGUGGGUCCUGACCACAACAGGAGCUUUAUUGCAGAAAUGACCAUUUAUAUCAAGCAGCUGGGCAGAAGAAUUUUUGCACGUGAACACGGAUCAAAUAAAAAACUGGCAGCACAGUCCUGUGCACUGUCCCUCGUCAGACAGCUCUACCAUCUUGGAGUGAUUGAAGCUUACUCUGGACUUACAAAGAAGAAAGAAGGAGAGACAGUGGACCCUUACCAAGUGAACCUCUCUCAAGAUUUGGAACAUCAGCUGCAAAACAUCAUUCAGGAGUUAAAUCUUGAGAUCGCGCCCCCACCUGAUGAUCCUUCUGUUCCUGUUGUCCUCAAUCUUGGCAAAUUGGCUCAUUUUGAGCCAUCUCAGCGACAGAACCAGAUGGGUGUGGUUCCCUGGUCACCUCCACAGUCCAACUGGAAUCCGUGGACGAGCAGCAACAUUGAUGAGGGGCCCCUGGCUUAUGCUACUCCGGAACAAAUAAGCAUGGACCUCAAGAGUGAAUUAACGUACCAGCUGGAACAGGAUCAUGAUUUGCAAGUAAUCUUACAGGAGAGAGAAUUACUGCCUGUGAAGAAAUUUGAAAGUGAAAUCUUGGAAGCAAUUAGUCAAAAUCCAGUUGUCAUUAUCCGAGGCGCUACUGGAUGUGGUAAAACCACGCAAGUUCCCCAGUUUAUUCUAGACGACUUUAUCCAGAAUGACCGAGCAGCAGAGUGUAAUAUUGUAGUGACUCAGCCCAGGAGAAUCAGUGCCGUUGCUGUGGCAGAGCGAGUUGCGUAUGAGAGGGGAGAAGAGCCUGGGAAAAGCUGUGGCUACAGUGUUCGAUUUGAGUCCAUACUUCCCCGCCCUCAUGCCAGUAUCAUGUUUUGUACUGUGGGUGUGCUCCUAAGAAAAUUAGAAGCAGGCAUUCGAGGAAUUAGUCAUGUGAUUGUAGAUGAAAUACACGAAAGAGACAUAAAUACUGACUUCCUUUUGGUAGUGUUGCGUGAUGUGGUUCAGGCUUACCCUGAAGUUCGCAUUAUUCUCAUGUCUGCUACUAUUGAUACCAGCAUGUUCUGUGAAUAUUUCUUCAAUUGCCCCAUCAUUGAAGUCUAUGGGAGGACUUACCCAGUUCAAGAAUAUUUUUUGGAAGACUGUAUUCAGAUGACCCACUUUGUUCCUCCACCAAAGGACAAGAAGAAGAAGGACAAGGAGGACGAUGGUGGUGAGGAUGAUGACGCAAAUUGCAACUUGAUCUGUGACGAGGAAUACGGCCCAGAAACAAAGAUGAGCAUGGCUCAGCUGAAUGAAAAGGAAACUCCUUUUGAACUCAUCGAGGCUCUGCUUAAGUACAUUGAGACCCUUAAUGUUCCUGGAGCUGUGUUGGUUUUUCUGCCUGGCUGGAAUUUGAUUUAUACUAUGCAAAAGCAUUUAGAAAUGAAUUCACAUUUUGGAAGCCAUAGGUAUCAGAUUCUGCCUCUGCAUUCUCAGAUCCCUCGAGAGGAGCAGCGUAAAGUAUUUGACCCAGUACCCAGUGGAGUAACCAAGGUUAUUUUGUCCACAAACAUUGCUGAGACGAGCAUUACUAUAAACGAUGUUGUUUAUGUCAUUGACUCCUGCAAGCAAAAAGUGAAGCUGUUCACCGCUCACAACAACAUGACCAACUACGCCACAGUGUGGGCAUCCAAAACCAACCUGGAGCAGCGCAAGGGGCGUGCUGGCCGCGUGCGGCCGGGGUUCUGCUUCCACCUCUGCAGCCGAGCUCGUUUUGAGAGACUCGAAACCCACAUGACACCAGAGAUGUUCCGAACGCCGCUGCAUGAAAUUGCUUUGAGCAUAAAACUGCUGCGUCUGGGAGGCAUCGGCCAGUUCCUGGCCAAGGCGAUUGAGCCUCCGCCUCUGGAUGCCGUGAUUGAAGCAGAGCACACGCUUAGAGAGCUUGAUGCAUUAGAUGCCAAUGAUGAAUUGACUCCUCUGGGACGGAUCCUGGCUAAACUCCCCAUUGAGCCUCGUCUUGGCAAAAUGAUGAUAAUGGGGUGCAUUUUCUAUGUGGGAGAUGCUGUUUGUACCAUCUCUGCAGCCACCUGCUUCCCAGAGCCUUUCAUCAGUGAAGGAAAGCGACUGGGUUAUAUCCAUCGAAAUUUUGCUGGAAACAGAUUCUCUGAUCACGUGGCCCUUUUAUCAGUAUUCCAAGCUUGGGAUGAUGCUAGAAUGGGGGGAGAAGAGGCCGAGAUACGUUUUUGUGAGCACAAAAGACUCAAUAUGGCUACACUCAGAAUGACCUGGGAGGCCAAAGUUCAGCUCAAAGAGAUUCUGAUUAACUCUGGAUUUCCAGAAGAUUGUUUACUGACACAAGUGUUUACCAACACUGGACCGGACAACAAUCUGGAUGUUGUUAUCUCUCUCCUGGCCUUUGGUGUGUACCCCAAUGUGUGCUACCAUAAGGAGAAGAGAAAGAUUCUCACGACCGAAGGGCGCAACGCACUCAUCCACAAGUCAUCUGUCAAUUGUCCUUUCAGCAGCCAGGACAUGAAGUACCCGUCUCCCUUCUUUGUAUUUGGUGAAAAGAUUCGAACCCGGGCCAUCUCUGCUAAAGGCAUGACCUUAGUCAGCCCCUUGCAGCUGCUUCUCUUUGCCUCCAAGAAAGUGCAGUCUGAUGGACAGAUUGUGCUUGUAGAUGACUGGAUCAAACUGCAGAUGUCUCAUGAGUCUGCCGCCUGUGUCACUGCCCUCCGGGCCGCCGUGGAGGCUCUGGUUGUGGAAGUAACCAAGCAGCCUGAUAUCAUCAGCCAGCUGGACCCUGUGAACGAACGCAUGCUGAACACAAUCCGCCAGAUCUCCCGGCCCUCGGCUGCUGGCAUCAACCUCAUGAUUGGCAACACACGGUAUGGAGAUGGUCCGCGUCCCCCCAAGAUGGCUCGCUACGACAACGGGAGUGGAUAUAGGAGGGGAGGCCCCAGCUAUGGCGGCGGGGGCUACAGAGGUGGGGGGGGCUAUGGUGGCGGCGGCUACGGUGGCGGCGGCUACGGUGGCGGCUCCAGCUCCUACCGGGGAGGCUACGGUGGGGGGGGUGGCUACCGAGGGGGCUCCCGAGGUGGCUACAGAGGUGCAUCAGGAGGAGACUACAGAGGGCCCACCGGAGGAGGCUACAGAGGGCCCGGGGGCUUCCAGCGAGGCGGGGGCAGAGGGGGCUGUGGGGGUGGCUACUUGGGACAAGGGAGAGGAGGAGGAUGUGGCUACUAAAGCUUGGGUAUGGCAGCGCCUGUGCACAGACCGCGGGGGGAGAAAGCAUGCUACUUGUUUUCCCAGGUUUACUUGCUGCCGACAAAUAAACCCAUUUCCCACCCAUUCUGUGGUUCAUUGUAGUUUAAGGAAACAAAGCACAUAGAUGUAUUGGUGGUUUUGUUUAUAUUAUGUAAAAUAGAAUAAUCUAUUAUAAAAAUACCACAGUUUGUAUUUUUUCUUUAAGGAGUAAAGAUUUGCCCUUAAAAUUAACUUGAUAUUUUCUUGGCUUUAGUUUAAAUACAAUAGAAAAUAAAAGUAUUACAUUGAA
Messenger RNA from Camelus dromedarius (Arabian camel), 4290 nucleotides. It is a transcript of the gene DHX9, whose product is annotated as DExH-box helicase 9. Gene Ontology annotation, molecular function: 3'-5' DNA helicase activity; 3'-5' DNA/RNA helicase activity; RNA helicase activity. The record is from RefSeq and is a predicted model, not a curated record. Gene Ontology annotation, cellular component: cytoplasm; ribonucleoprotein complex; intracellular anatomical structure. The transcript has 28 exons. Bases 162 to 3980 code for a protein of 1272 amino acids. Lineage: Eukaryota; Metazoa; Chordata; Mammalia; Artiodactyla; Camelidae. Gene Ontology annotation, biological process: positive regulation of transcription by RNA polymerase II; regulation of mRNA processing.